AUUUUUUCUCCUGCUGCUAAUUUUGCUCCAGCACCCCAUUCGUCGUGGCUGCGAUUUUUUCAUGCGUUUAGUUAAGCACGAUCGCUCAAAGCGUUUGCAGCUCACACCGGUAACAGAGCGCACACGGAAAGCGCUUGGAAAUUUUUUUUGUUUGUUUAUUGAAGCUUGUGCUGUUUUGUUGUGUUUAACGUUCCUGUUUUGAGCUCACCUUCAUUCGCGCUGCUGCAAUUUUGUUAUCGCACCAAGAACAACGUGCAGGCAUGUGAAGUAGCUUGUAGCGAUAAGAGCAAGACAUUGUAACUGAAAACGUGCGAAAGCAAUUACAUUUGAAAAAGUUAACGGUAAAAGAAUACUAAGACUUUGCGAAUUUCAUAAAAAGCGCUUGUGAUAAAAAAUACUUCAACUAAGAAACGUUUCCUUAUUUGUAAAACGAAAAAGACUACGCAUAAAUACAAAACAUCAACACAAUACAUAUCAAUCAACUGCAGCAAUAGCCAUGGAUUUCGAUUACCACGAAUACCUCGCAUAUCUGGAGACCUUCUGUGUUUACUUCCCCUACCUCCUCUACACAUUCGUCUUUCUUACACUCAUACCCAAAUCCCUGUGCCGCAUUAAGACCUUCGCCGAUGCCGACUAUGAGGCCAAUCGUCACAAAUACCAUCGCUGCUAUGCGCCGGACAUUUGCUGUCACACACUGGGCGAGCCCAUGCCCAAGCCAAAGCCACGCAAGGCCGUUACACGCGUCUACCCGAAGCGGCACAGCACAGCGGGCACCACAGAAACGCACUACGCCAAACGACAGGAUACGCACGCCAAUCAUAUCAAGCGACAGGUAGAACCUGCUUCCAUACAAACCAACACACAUGUCAAUCAAAUUGCAAAAUUGUUCGAGAACGUGCCCACAGUAACCGUAGCGCCAGUGUUGUUGGGCAAGAAAAUCAAUCGCGUCACACCGACCAUACAGUGUCAGGAUGCAGACGAUACGCCAACUGCAGCGGUUACACCGCCAAAGUCCACGCUUAACGCCUCGCGCCUCUCUCAGCUCCUUUCGCAGGAGCAGCUGGAGAGUUCGCUGAGUUUGCUGCAACAAUCAAACGCCGAUGAAGAUCACAACACGUGGAGUACGCGCCACGAAUCACCGCCACAACGACGUGCGCGCCGCGAGGCGCCCAAUUCGCUGGCAUACGGCGCUGGCACUUCCACUACGCCAUCAACAGCGUCGCCAGCUGCCUCCUCAUCACGCUCCGAAUCACCGGCUCCACUAUCGUCAUCACCACUCGCCUCGCCGGUACUCUUCCGGCCACAGUUGAGUAUGAAAUCCAGUUUGGAGGAUAUUUUCGCAGCGAUUGCUCGCAAUGCCGAGAAGAGCGAGAAUUUCAUUUAUGCCGGCUGCAAAUCACUGUCGCCAGUCACCUCCAUCGAUGAUAUACUAUCACAGCGUCGCCUGUCACGCCCACUCUCCGCGUACUCGAUCAGUGAUCUGUUGAACGAGGAAAGCACGACGGCGGCGGUGGAUGAAGCGCGCGUGGAGAAUUUCCUCACUGCGCUUAACACAACAUGAAGAGGCCGGUGGGGGGUGGAAUCGCCUGACAGUAUACUUGGAUGGUUUGGCUGCGGCUGUGAAGUAGUUUGCACUGCACACUUUGGCGAUUAGUUGUUAUAUGAAUUAAUGUAUGUACGUGUGAGAAUAUGUAGCGUUGUGUGUGCAAGUAGUUAAAUUGUUAGUCCUAAGAAAUGUAGCGUUGUGGAAGUUGACAGCUGGCGGUUAGUUGUCGUAAUGAAAUGUCAAAGUGCCAUGCAAGCAGCGCCUCACACACAACAGCAGCGACAACAGCAACAACAGCGUUCGCUGCAUAUUUCCCGCAAUUGCGCAGCCAGUGCGCCACGGCGCAGUUCGCUGGCAACCAGCUGCAGCUGUAGCUGUUCCAUCGAUGAGUCACACCAGUCAGCCGAAUGUCAGUCUAAAGUCAGCGCACUGAGCUUGCGAAAUUUGAAUUUUUUUCCAGGUUUUUCUUGUCUAAGAAAUGACGCUGUUUGUUUACAGCGAAAUUUGUUUCGUAUUUUUAAAAGCAGGGAACUCCAUGCAAAACUGUGAAUAUCCAAUUAAGUUUUUUAUGACUUUAUUAUUGUGUAACUUUUUGUAUAUAAAAAUAAUUUGUAAUUAAUAUUUCUUGUAUUUGUGAAAAAAGCAUACAUACACACAUAUGUGUAGUAGGGUGCCUCGCCAAAAAAAAAGGUUUCGGUUUUUCGACCACAAUUAUAAACUUAUUAUUUUGUAGGGCUGUCUUUUAAAUAUUACGAAAAACUAUUAAGAUUUACGUAAUAAUUGCAAAAAUCGCGGUUUUUUAUAAAUAAAAUUAGUUUUUAAAAAUAAUUUUUUCAAAAAUGACAUCAGAUCAUAAACGAGUUUAAGUUUAAAGGUCUACAUAAAAAUGUUUGAACAUUUUAUCAACAGCAUCAAAAUAAUGCGAUUUUUUAGGCAUUUUAAAUCGGUCUAGCUCACGUAAAUCUUAAUAUUUUCCGAGAUAUUUUUGGCGGAAGUCUUAAAAUAUUAUACGUAUUAUAAUUCCGAUAGAAAAACAAUAUGGGAUUUCUAUUUUUUUUUUUUUUUGGAGAGUGAUGCACCCUGAUGUAUGCGUAUAAUUAAAACAGGUCAAUUAUAAUCACAAACGCAACUGCAUUAACGGUUAUAUAUAUACAUACAUAUGUAUGUAUGUACGUAGUCAUUAAGCCAAUAGGAGGAGGAAGUCUUUUUGCUGAUUGUCUUUAAGUCUUAUUCAACUAAUCAUUUGUCAACUAAGCUUUAAGCUAAUCAAAUGUGUCGUUACUUUUACUUAACUCAUAAGCAAGCAAGCGCGCAGGUUUUUAAAUGCCAAGCUAAGCGUUGAACUUUGUGCAAUCGCCUGGUUUUAAUUAUUUAAUUAUGCACAUUAAAAUUACAUUGAAAUGUUUGUAUGUAAAUGUACAUAAACGUACUUAUUUUGUAAUAUUUAUGCGAAUUAUUUAAAUAGCUUAGCCAUCGUAAUAUAUGUACAUAAAUAUGUAAUAUGUUAAUCUUAUUACUAGCUAGCUAUUUACACUAAGUAUGUAGUUGAUAACAGAGCUUGUCCUAUCUUAGUUAGUGAUGUAUUGAAUUUCAAUUAAUCGAAACUCUUAUGCCAGUAUCUCACGAACGACUAAACUGUAUACGUUAAAACGAUAACUAUUUGUAUGAUUUUUUUUUAUUUUUAAGUAUUAACACACAUAUUUUUGAAGUGUAAAUAAAUACGAUCGACAGCUAAUUUAUAGCGUAAUAA
Molecule: messenger RNA, 3296 nt
Organism: Rhagoletis zephyria (snowberry fruit fly)
Lineage: Eukaryota; Metazoa; Arthropoda; Insecta; Diptera; Tephritidae
Source: RefSeq, a predicted model, not a curated record